CCACAUACGACGUGCAUCUUUCCCAUCUUUGACGCCAUAUUGAUACCGAAACAUCAAGGCCACAAGCUACAUCAUGGAGCUCACUCUGCUUUUGAUGGUAAUCUCGAACUUCGUUCUCUCGGCGUUGUCCAUUACCAAUCUUGGAUUGAUCAGUUCUAUGGUUGGGUUCCUACACGGUCAAAAGAACCAUGUCCACAAUUACCAAGUGAACUGGCCCGGUCAGCCAUCAUCCCAAUUGUUCGUCGAGCCGAAGAAUCUUUGGGUAGACCAAGGACACACAAGUAACGGUGCAGCUGGAUAUGGGUUCUUCCUCGGUCUAUACGGCCUGUUCGUCGCAUGGUGGUUGCGACGUAGGCAAUCAACAGUACAUUUCGACAUCCUAUCAAACACUGGGCAUCAUACUUACAGCAAACAGAGCCAAUCGAGAGUACUCCUAUCCCUUGUGAUCCUCCAGUUCCUCGCAGUACUCUUCACACUGUCGGCCCUCAUCUUUACCUUUGUCGUCACGAACCAGACACAAGGGCAGUCGAUCCUUCCUAGUGUUGCACGCCCAGACGUACCGUAUCCUGAUCACUGGUGGACGCCCGAGACGUGGUUCAAGGCGGUACUCGACACUCCUCUUGCGUCUCAAGGGCAUCGCAACAGCAUCUCUUCGGCUGUCACCCACAUGGUGGCGUGGCGGUGGAUAUUGAUCCCGAUUUUCCUCACCGAUAUCGUCGUAUUCGGAAUCUCGUCGUGGGUUCUGCUCAAGCAACGAAAGGGUGCGAGACAUACCCUAGUUCCUGAGUAUAUUCAGGAUAAAUGA
Messenger RNA from Aaosphaeria arxii CBS 175.79, 805 nucleotides. RefSeq lists its product as uncharacterized. NCBI's taxonomy places the organism in Eukaryota, Fungi, Ascomycota, Dothideomycetes, Pleosporales. The transcript has a single exon. The record is from RefSeq and is a predicted model, not a curated record. Bases 74 to 805 code for a protein of 243 amino acids.